Messenger RNA from Glycine soja, 2043 nucleotides. RefSeq names its product probable E3 ubiquitin-protein ligase ZFP1. The transcript is spliced from 6 exons. The record is from RefSeq and is a predicted model, not a curated record. Gene Ontology annotation, molecular function: ubiquitin protein ligase activity. The coding region runs from base 375 to 1751 and encodes 458 amino acids. Gene Ontology annotation, cellular component: nucleus. Lineage: Eukaryota; Viridiplantae; Streptophyta; Magnoliopsida; Fabales; Fabaceae.
CUUUCUCUUACCCAUUCGGACUUCUCUCUCUCCUUCCCUGCGUUUAAUAGCUGUACUUUGCUUCUUUCUUUCUUUAUCCGCUCCUUCAUCUUCAUCAUCAUCAUCAUCAUCAUCACCAUCAUCAUUAUCAUUCUUCAAUUCUCGCAAAAAAAUUCGCUACUUUCGUUGCGAUCGUUUCCAAUUUCAUGCGCUUUCUUGUGUGGGGUGGAUUGGUGGUGGGUUGGUUGAUUUUAGGUUUGGGAAAAAACGCGUGACUUUGAUGAUUACGAGAUUUUCUUUACAUGGUUUUAAGCUUUUAAUGACUUUCCUAGUGACUAUUUUAUUCACUCUGGUUGGUACAUUAGGAUUAAAUUGCAUCAACAAGUCUCUAUGAUAUGGAUCAAAUGAGUCAGCAAAGGCAUGGCUAUUUUCAUUCCGAAAGUAUCCAUUUCAGAGGCAGCAACAUCUCUCCGCCUAAUGUAUGCACACUCGUGACAGCCUCAGGGCACGGAACUAAUCUAGAUUCCCAUUAUUUACUAGAUGCUUAUGACAAUGGUAUGAUGUAUGGAAUGACACAAUACAAUGGAGUUCAACAUCAACAUAAUCUUGAUAUGGGUGUUCCAGCUGCUGCCAACAUAUAUUAUUCUAGCAUGAAUCCUUCAUCUGGUCCAGCUGCAUCUCUAAAUGCUGAAGUUAGGAGAGGAAAUUAUCAAUAUUUCAAUGCCUCGGCUAGUUCUACAGUUGCUCCCCCUAACGCAAGACACACUGAAAAUGGCAUCCCCUCACUACCACAUUGUACUUCGUGGAGCAGAUCAGGCGAGUCUAUGAUGGUGCGUGACCCUAACCGUAUAACUCAAGGAAAUUAUUUAAGUCAACACUUUCAACCAGCAGCUCCUCCUCCCUGGCUGGACCAGCAGUUGAAUAGCAAUAAUAAUGAUGGUCAUGCUUUGCCUUGGCAUCAGUCUCUUCCAAUGCCAUAUGUACAAGCUCCCAGUGCUAAUGGAAGUUCAUUAGAGAAUGCAAGAAUGGGUCCUCAGAGAUAUCAUGAUACAGCUGGCAGCAGAAGUGGCCACAGAUUUCCUCAUCCUCCUCUUGUCAACCCACACUAUCAUAGCUUUCAUCAUCAAACACAGCCUGUGCAAGAAAUGAGAGGUCACUCCAUCAACUUUCACCCCCCUCCUCCAGUAACUGCACCUUCAUAUAGAGUUCCAACAAAUGCAUCACGAAGUUCUUCGAUCUUCAUACAAGAUGCUAUUGAGAUGGGUGCUAGGCAUGUUGGCGCUGCACCAUUUGCUGGUUCACGUAUAUACCGACCCCAUAGGGGCAGCAUGCAUGAGACUACUCUUAGACAUCGAAAUCUUCCUCCCGUGACCUUUCUCCAAGUUGAUGACGUUACUUUACUGGUUGACCAUCAUAAUGAUAUGCGCUUGGACAUUGAGGAUAUGUCUUAUGAGGAGCUUCUUGCAUUAGGGGAGCGGAUUGGCAAAGUAAACACAGGUUUGUCAGAGGAAAUGAUUACAAGUCAAAUGAAGACAAAAUCUUAUUUAUUACUAGCUACUAAUGCUAUUAACUUGGAGGAGGCAGCUUCCGAGGAACAGGAAACUGAUUCUUGCAUAAUAUGCCAGGAUGAAUAUAAAAACCAAGAAAAAAUUGGUAUUCUUCAAUGCGGGCACGAAUAUCACGCAGACUGUUUAAAGAAAUGGUUACUUGUGAAAAAUGUGUGCCCCGUAUGCAAAUCAGAAGCAUUGACUCCUGGAGAGAAGUGUGUAUAAAAUCUGAGAUUUACAUGUCUCUGUUCCUACAUGCACACUUCUUAGCUACUACAUUUUUCUAACGAUUUCAUGUUUUGUUGUGUAUAUGAACCCGUACAUAUAGACAGUCGCAUUGUCCAACUCAUUUAUUUGUUGGCAUCAAAACAUUGUAUGUAUCAAGUUGUACAGACUUCUGUUGAUAUAUUAACUUUAGGCAAUUACAUUGUUGCUAUUUUUUAUUUUCAUUUUUUAUAUGGAUGGUUGAAUGUGCCAUGUCCAAGUAUAGAAUGAAACUUUAUGUUUUAUUCAUGUA